AUGUCCCGUUUCAGUAACUGGAAGGCCUGCCAGGUCAGCAGAAGCUUGAUGCCAUUUGACAACAUCAGAGCGCCCCGUGAGAGGAGGAAGGAGAAGAAGGAAGCCCUGUUUGAAGAGCAGCCCCGGCCCCUCGGUCAGAGGCUGCCGAAGGGGGAAGGGGCCCAGAUCGCAGGCGACAAGACCAGGGACGCGAGAGCUGACAAGGCUGUGGAGGAUGGCACUCCUCUCGGCAAGAGAGACUCCCGGAAGGACGCCAGGGGAACAGACUGGAAGCUGCCAGUCCCCCUGGGACCUGUUUAUCCACCUUUGGUCUCGAGUCUGAGCUCCAUGAAAGCCCUGGGACGAAGCUGGGAACUGUCUCCUCCGACGACAAACAGGUUCCGGAUACACGACGUGCGUGCGGCCCGCCUGCCCCAGCAGGGCCCCUUCCAGAACUCCAUGGACCUGAAGGCGGAGAAGAGGCUGGCCGGCUGCAAGGAGCGUCGCAGCCGCUUUGGAGACAUCAACACUCACAAGUGCUAUCAGUUUGGACAGAUUUUCUGCCCUUCCCAGGCCCUUGCCACCACGGAGAUGCGAAGACUGGUUUUCCCUCGAGACCUGCCCAUGAGCCCACACAUGCAGAGACUGGGCAUCUCCUGCCCCACUGAAGGGAGUCUUCAGGACUUACCCUUGUCUUCCGCAGAACUGGGCUUGGGGAAGGACGCCAACAACAAUGAAAAGGAGAAACCAUCAAGCCACAUGAAAACACCUCUAUUCCCCCCAAUAGUUAAGGCAACAAAAUCUAAUGACAGGAAAUAA
Molecule: messenger RNA, 798 nt
Organism: Rangifer tarandus platyrhynchus (Svalbard reindeer)
Lineage: Eukaryota; Metazoa; Chordata; Mammalia; Artiodactyla; Cervidae
Source: the annotation of a GenBank genome assembly